Scophthalmus maximus (turbot) is the source of this 4561-nucleotide messenger RNA. It is a transcript of the gene ptchd3b, whose product is annotated as patched domain-containing protein 3. The transcript is spliced from 4 exons. The record is from RefSeq and is a predicted model, not a curated record. Gene Ontology annotation, cellular component: membrane. Bases 1658 to 4180 code for a protein of 840 amino acids. Lineage: Eukaryota; Metazoa; Chordata; Actinopteri; Pleuronectiformes; Scophthalmidae.
AUCAACAGUUUCAGAGUCGUCAACACGUCGUCGUCCAUAGUGGCGCGGGAGCUCGCUCGACUUCCCCCUCGGCGACGCUUUAAUCGACGGUUUCUUCGGACUUGUUUGCGGGAAGCGGACGGCUAGCUGCUCCGGUGACAGCCCGCUGUUAGCACAACUUCCGCCAGUGCUGUGACGCGCAGGGUAGGUCCGCGAGGCUUCAAAAUAAAAUACACGAAGAGUACGUAAACAUUUAGAGAAAAACAACUUCAAGUGCUCGUUUUAGGAGGGGUUUAGAGUUAUUGAUAUAUCGUUAUAUUUUUUAUAAUAAUAUAUUCAGGGAGUAAGGUGCAGUCGGAACAGGUGAGUUUUCAGUCUGCGACGGAAGCAUUGUUUCAAAAUAAAAUUGAAUAAAAUAAAAAACAAAAAUUUGUUUGCCUGAACCAUAGACUGUAUAUUUGGUUUUGUAUGGCUGGAUUUUGAGUAAAGGCGUGUUCCAAUAAAAUACAUUAUAAAUAAAAUAUACAAGAUGAUAACCUAUACAAAAUGGAAAGUGUGACAAAACAAUAUAACAAUGUUAUGUGAAGAGAUGAAACUAUUUUUGUGAUGAAACACCAAGGAUUCAAUGUCCAACAAACUGCGCUGAAAAGAGAGAAUUGUUUAAAAAAUUUAAAAAAAAAAAAUAUUGCUUCCAUUGGUAAUGGACAAAUUUUUCUCUUUUUUUUCCAAAUUAAAGUUUUCAAUUGUCUUAACCUGUAAAUGUAUUGACAGAUAAACUCAAUUCAUUUGUCUGUUACUAAUGUAUAUUUUUUUAAAUAAGUAGGUGAACACUGUCUUUUCAGUGUGUGGUAGCUCAGAGUCUUUUUAGUCUGUUGAAAUUAAGAUACAAAUACCCAGAAAUAUGGCUGAGAUUAAAUAAUGAGUGCAACCAUACCCCCUCUAUUUGGGUAUGUAAUAUCAUAUUUGUAAUUAAGAUGGUGAUAUUUAAUAAGACUGAAUUGUCCCAGUUGUUGAUAUGAGAACUCCUCGUCUACAGAAGUGGAUUGGUUGAAUCUAAAAUAAUGGACUGUCAGCCAACUGAUUUAACAUUCUGUUACAUAUUGCUAAUAAAAAGAUGACCGCUGGCCUUUUCUUGAUAUAGCAAAAAUGUGGAUGGAUCUUUAAGAACUCUAUUUUAAAAAUAUGUCUGUAUCAUUUUAAUUUAGGUAAAGUUGAGGUAUUUUAGAGGGGAAGCAACCAUAGACAAUGACUGCCAAUAGGCAGGAAAACCUUUGAAAAGACUAAAUGAAGACCAUCAUUAUAAAGCACAACACAUCUUUGUUCUGUGCCUUUUCUACACUUCAUUAUUCUCCAAGAGCCCUAAACACUAAGGUACUCGACCAUGACAGGAAAUCACCUGGGGGGGAUGAGCAAUUAGAAACCAGUGACUGUACUAACAAGUGUGAUGGGACCAGUAGGCCAUGCUACACCCUCUAUUUACAGGCCUUCUAUUACAGAGAAGGCCGACCCUGUUAUUAUGCAAAUCUAAGCCCACAAAGCAUCUGCAGCCCAAUAAAUACAGUAGGUUGUGAAUGCAGUUCCCUCUUACGUUGGUCUUAAAUUUCUGACGAACGGGAGCAGCAGUAAAAUAACCAAAAAAUAGAAAUACAGCUUGUAACGGGGGGACGUUUAAGUAGCUAUGGCCAAGUGCCGUGCAGAUUUCACAGAGAGACACCUGCAGAUCUGUUUUGGGAAGGUGGGUCGUUUUAUUGGAUCCCAUCCCUGGUGGUUCCUGAUCACCCCCGUCAUUCUUUCAACAGCUCUGGGAAGUGGGUUUUAUUUUCUCCCAGACAGGAUGUCCAACGAUAUCGAAGAACAGUUCACGCCUGCCGAUGGACGAGCCAAGACGGAGAGGAAGUAUGUCCAAGAAACUUUUCCGGGAAAUGAGUCCCUGUUCUCAAGGUUAAGGCUGAGCACAAGCGGGAAUUACGCAACUCUCGUAGCUACAAGUGACGGGAACAUCCUGACUGCAGGGUCACUUCAGGAAAUCCUACACUUGGACUUUAAAAUUAGGAGUAUGUUAGUGCAGUUUCACAACCAGUCAUUUGAAUAUGUGGAUGUUUGUGCUGGCGUGAUGGGAUCCUGCACCUCUAACGAUAUUCUAGAUAUUUUCAAAUACGAUGCCAACAAUAUAGAUGCGGCCAAUUUGACAUACCCAUGGUAUCACUCGGAUUUUAGAAGUAUUCCCCUAUAUUUAAGUGUGGGAAGUGUGAAAUUGGAUGAGGAGAGCUCAGUUGUUGUAAGUGCUCAAGCCAUUCAGCUUCUUUACUAUUUACGCGAGGACAACAAAGCAAAAAACGAUCUGUGGUUGGAAAGUUUCAUAUAUUUGGUCUCGAAUGAAUCAUCAACUUCCGUUCAGGUGUCAUAUUCCACCUCUAUGUCAAUACAGUGGGAAUUUGAGAAAUCCCCGACUUCCGUCAUCUAUUUGUUCUCCGUCACCUACGCCGUUGCCAUCGCAUUUUCAAUUAUAUCAUGCUGGAGGAUGGAUAAUGUACGGACCAAGGUGUGGGUGGCAUCAUGCGGGGUGCUCUCUACAGGUCUGGCAGUCCUGAGUGGUUUCGGAGCACUGUUGUUGCUGGGCCAACCUUUUGUCAUGACGGCUGCCUCCUGUCCAUUCAUGAUACUGGGUAUUGGACUCGAUGAUAUGUUCAUCAUGAUCUCCUGCUGGCAGAGGACCCGCGUCCUGGACAGUGUCCCCAACCGGCUGGCCGACACCUACAGGGACGCUGCCGUCUCCAUCACCGUCACCACUCUGACCGACGCUCUGGCUCUCUUGCUGGGCUACAUUUCACCCUUUGGCUCAGUCCAGUCCUUCUGCCUCUAUGGUGGGAUUUCGGUUUGCUUCUGCUAUUUGUACAACAUCACCUUCCUUGGGGCGUGUAUGGCUUUGAAUGGACAUAGGGAAGAGGAGAACAAGCACUGGUUUACCUGUGCCAAAGUCCCAGAGGACUUACCAGACGGGAAUUCAAAAGCCUUCGGUAUCUGCUGCGCUGGAGGGAGCUACGAUCAGAUCACGGAAAGGGAGGAAACUGAGGCCAUAAGCCAAAUGUUUGAGCAGCACUUUGGUCCAUUUCUGACGCGCAAACUGGUUAAAGCUCAGGUAUUUGUCUUAUAUGUCGCCUAUUUGGUUGUUAGUAUGUAUGGUUGUUGGAUCUUAAAGGAGGGACUUGAUAUCAGGAAUCUGGCGUUGGAUGACUCCUACAUCGUCGAUUACUACAAUACUAAAAGGCAGCACUUCUCUGAAUACAACUACAACGUGAUGGUGGCAGUGACACAACCCUUCCCCUACUGGGACGAGGGAGAGUGGAAGCGGUUGCACUCGUGCAUUUCAGAUUUUGAAAGUUUGAACUAUGUCAACAGCACAUCCGCUUGGUUUCUUUCGUUCCAACAGUAUGCAAAUAUAACCGGUCUCAACAUGAGCUCCCGAGAGGCCUUCCAAGCCCAUUUGCCCAAUUUCUUAGAAAUCGCCCCAAUGUUCAGACAAGACAUCAACUUGACGGCAGACGAUGAGAUUCAGGCCUCGCGCUUUUUCAUUCAAACACUAAACAAGACCACAGCGAAGCACAUGAUGACCGGCCUCAGGGAAACAGCAGAGCGAUGUCCAGUGGAGCUGCUGGUGUACCACCCUGCUUUCGUCUACUUUGACCAGUACACCGCCAUCAUGGGCAACACCAUCCAGACCAUCCUGGUGGCGGCGAUCGCGAUGCUCGUCGUCUCACUCAUCCUGAUGCCGAGUCUCCUCUGCUCGCUGUGGGUGGCGUUUGCGAUUUGCUCGGUCAUCGUCGGGGUGACAGGAUUCAUGGCGCUGUGGGGCGUGAACCUGGACUCCAUUUCCAUGAUCAACCUCGUCAUGAGCAUUGGUUUCUCUGUGGAUUUCUCGGCGCAUAUUUCUUACGCUUUCGUCUCCAGCGCCAAGCGCGACGUCAAUGAGAAAGCCACGGACGCCUUGGCCUAUUUGGGGUAUCCCAUUCUGCAAGGGGCAGCGUCCACUAUCCUAGGGGUGGCAGCGCUGUCUGCGUCCAGGAGUUACAUCUUCAGGACAUUAUUCAAGGUUGUGUUUCUUGUGAUCACAUUCGGGCUGCUCCAUGGCCUGGUGUUUAUCCCAGUGUUCUUGACACUUCUCGGAGUGUCGUUAAACUGGAGAUGUCCCAUUUCACUUUGAAAUUCAAAUUUCUUCCCACGCAAGGAAAUAUAGUCUGAAAUGAUACUAAAAAAUUGUGCGUAGUUACUCUUUCCUCAAAAGAUGAGAAAAAACAUAUUUGCAGAUAUGUUCGCUUCCAACCUUUGGAGGCCAAUUUCUGUGACGUUAAUGCUGCCACUGAAAAAAAUGUUUGCCGUUUCCGCAAAGUCAUAACAACAAACCAAUGAUAAGAUGUUCAAAUAUACCGACUUAUCAUGUUAAACCAAGCAAUGUUUAACCAUGUGUACUUGUUUUAUUUAGCUGUAUAUGAAGCUUAAAAAAGAAAAAUGAUGAGAGAGAAAGAGAAAGGGAUGCAAUUUUGUACAGUUUUGUAUCUGCAGUAAACUGAGCCACUUUCAAGUU